AUGGCUGCAAAGUGUCAGAGGCACACACUAAUGCAUCAUUCUUUUCUGCACAGAAUUCAAAAGUUAGGGGUGGCUGCACAAAAGGUCUUCCCGUUUACAAGAACGUUGAGAUCCAGAGCAGGCGAUAAGUUCUACGGCAUCGGCUUGCUGAUGGGUCUUCUCCUGUGGUCAUUUGGUUUUCUAUGGCUGUUCUUUGCAGUGGCAGCCAUCAUUCGGUUGAAAAGAUUUCCAUUCAACCUCGGAUGGUGGGCAUUCACCUUCCCGCUCAGCGUCUUUACGACUUGCACGAACCAACUGGGCCGAGAAAUGCCCUCCAGAUUCUUCAAAGUCCUAGGCACAAUACUAUCCAUUUGUGUUCUGUUAUUAUGGAUUGUGGUAUCGCUCUUCACACUGAAAGGCGUCUUCAAUCGCAGUCUAUUCGUAGCACCCUGUCUGGGUGACUUACAGGAGUAUGAGCCUAGGAAGUUCCAGAAAGAGAAGUACUGCUCAAAGGCAUAG
Molecule: messenger RNA, 498 nt
Organism: Penicillium samsonianum
Lineage: Eukaryota; Fungi; Ascomycota; Eurotiomycetes; Eurotiales; Aspergillaceae
Exons: 2
Coding region: 1-498 (165 amino acids)
Biological process (GO): transmembrane transport; sulfite transmembrane transport
Cellular component (GO): plasma membrane
Molecular function (GO): sulfite transmembrane transporter activity
Source: RefSeq, a predicted model, not a curated record